Molecule: messenger RNA, 1550 nt
Organism: Nerophis lumbriciformis (worm pipefish)
Lineage: Eukaryota; Metazoa; Chordata; Actinopteri; Syngnathiformes; Syngnathidae
Gene: cmklr2
Product: chemerin chemokine-like receptor 2
Biological process (GO): positive regulation of cytosolic calcium ion concentration; inflammatory response; phospholipase C-activating G protein-coupled receptor signaling pathway
Cellular component (GO): plasma membrane
Molecular function (GO): complement receptor activity; G protein-coupled receptor activity
Source: RefSeq, a predicted model, not a curated record
GCUGAAUCUGCCGAAGUAUUACAAGGGCGUCGCCCCCUCGAGCCACGGCUCUUGGCCGACACUGCUUCUCCUUCCUGGCUUCCUCUUCUGUGGACGCGGCGAAGCCUGGAUGGGUUCUCCUGGCCCGUGACCUACCCAGCUUCUUCCAAAUUAAAGAGACGCUUUUUCGGACUAUUUCGGACUUUCCCCAAAGAACCUUGUACAGGCACACCCAACACUAACUUCAACACAGGAACUGAAUGAGCCACGAGAAGAGGAGUCGUGGGCCAAUUGUGAGGGUAUAAGGCAGGAGGUAACCUCAACGCAGUGAUGGCAGACUCCGGAGAGGACUAUGGAAACUACAGCUAUGACUACAUGGAGUACGGUGACAUGGAAGAACUUCAAGUAGACCACAAGCAAGGAGAGGCGAUGCACAUUAUAUCAGUGAUCAUCUAUGUUGUUUCGUUUGUGCUGGGCCUGAUUGGAAACGGAAUUGUCAUUUGGGUGACGGGAUGCAAGAGCAAAAGGACUGUUAACAGCAUUUGGCUGCUCAAUUUGGCAUUAGCUGACUUUGUCUUCGUACUCUUCCUCCCCUUCUACAUCGAUUACAUCCUGCGGGACUUCCACUGGGACUUUGGUGUGGCCAUGUGCAAGAUUAAUUCCUUUGUGUCGGUGAUGAACAUGUACGCGAGUGUUCUGUUCCUUACAGUGCUCAGUAUUGACAGAUACGUGUCGCUGGUCCAUCACAACUGGUCUCAAAGGUGUCGAACUGUAGCGAGAGCCUGGAUGGUAAGUGUCGGCGUGUGGGCUAUAGCUGCCGCCAUGAGCUGCCCUGCGCUCAUCUUUCGGGAUACAGUGCGCUUACAUAACAAAGUGGUAUGCUUUAACAAUUUCCAUGCAAAGGAUGAACGCUCAGCAGCUGUGAGUCACAUUCUGAUAGUCUCCAUCCGUACCACAGUGGGCUUCCUCCUGCCGUUCUCUGCUAUAUGUGUGACCAGCAUCCUUCUGACCGUGAGAGUCACUCAAUCUCAAGGCUCCGUUCGUCUGUCUAGCUUCACUAAAACAGUCUCCGCCAUGAUCCUGGCCUUCUUUUUAUGCUGGGCUCCUUUUCACAUAUUUAGCCUGAUGGAGCUAUCUAUACAUUCCUCACUCUAUCUACAUAACGUACUUAAAAUGGGAUUUCCUCUGGCCACCAGCUUAGGCUUUUUCAACAGCUGCAUUAACCCGCUGCUCUAUAUGCUGCUGGGAAAAAAGGUCCGUCACAUUCUGAAACGUGCAUGCCUGGACAUAACUAAAAGCUCCCUGAGAGAACUCAGCCAAUCUGUCUCGGCCACUGAGAUAGAGUCUCUGCCAGGGGCCCCUCAGGACUACAACAGUGCACCAGAGGAACCUGUGGCGUCAUCAACUCUGUGAUUGUUGUUGGAGACAUCAAAAAGACAGGCUAUUAUCACCUUCCAACCAUUACCAUUCCAUCUGAGUUAGGUGUUUUCCUACUCUAUGUAAUUUGGAGGUAUUUGUGUCUUCAAACAACAAAUCCUCUCUUUCAGUACAAAUAAACUCUAUGGACUAUC